Molecule: messenger RNA, 4685 nt
Organism: Oryzias melastigma (Indian medaka)
Lineage: Eukaryota; Metazoa; Chordata; Actinopteri; Beloniformes; Adrianichthyidae
Gene: sema4d
Product: sema domain, immunoglobulin domain (Ig), transmembrane domain (TM) and short cytoplasmic domain, (semaphorin) 4D
Exons: 17
Coding region: 691-3369 (892 amino acids)
Biological process (GO): semaphorin-plexin signaling pathway; neural crest cell migration; positive regulation of cell migration
Molecular function (GO): semaphorin receptor binding; chemorepellent activity
Source: RefSeq, a predicted model, not a curated record
UUGGUAGGUGGAGGGAACAGUGUUGGCAAACAACUUUUUUUUUUAUUUUAAGAGUAUUUCUAGCGUGUAUUAUGAUCCGAUUAAGUGCUUUGGGUCAAUGUUUUAAUCCGCAUUGUAACUGGGUUACUUCAACUGUCAUCAGUGGAUUAUAAAGAAGGCUGCUAACACUUUUAUUCCUGACAUUUCUGACGUGAUUGAGAUUUAUUCAGCUUUCGGCAGACAGAACCGCGCCUGCGUGGAGCUACCUGAUCUCUCCCCCCUCCGACACCCCGGCUCCUCCUUCACCCUCCCCCCCGGCAGUUCAUAUCUGUGCCCGGAGGUUUGAAUCUGCUCUGUGGCCCCAGCAGCCGCCAUGCUGAGCUGAGAGACCCGACUAACUUUCACGCCGCAACUUCUCCUCGUCCUUCCUUCGUGAAAUUAGGAAGACUUCCGCGCGGUGAACUUGUGCUCCAACAUUAGGUCCUGCUUCUAUCGUCUUCAUCCGUUUCCAGCUGUGUGAGGAAGGCAAAGAGAAGUUUUAAUGAAUCAGUUUUCGCUAGCCGACGCCAUGGCCGACAACCUGAGGAUUUUAUAAUUCUCUCCCGCCGAAGACCGUCGCAUCUUUUAGGAGCCACAGGUCAGAAACUCUACUCCUCUACCUCCUCCCUAUUUGUUGUUGUACCAGCUGCUGCUAAGGUGCUGCAAGCUUCAAUGGUUAACGUCACGGUUUCGAAGCUAUCGGAGUCCAAUAUGGGGUUUGGCGUGCUGGGGGUGUUUUUGGGGCUACUCCUGGAGGUCUCCACCCACGGACCCCACACUGUGCCUCGGACAUCUUGGAAGCACCAGGAUUUGGGUCUGAUGGAGUUUUCGGAGCCCGGGAUCUUCAACUACUCCACUCUGCUGCUGAGCGAAGACAAAGCGGCGCUGUACGUGGGAGCCAGAGAGGCCAUCUUUGAGCUCAGCAUGACGAAUGUGACCAUCAGAAAUAACAAGGUUCAGUGGACGGUCGCAGAAACCCCCAUGAACAAGUGCGCACAGAAGGGGAAAUCAAGAGAGAGGGAUUGUCUGAACUACAUCCGGGUGCUCCAAGUUUUAGACGAUGAGCGGCUGUACGUCUGCGGGACGUACGCCUUUCAGCCUCAGUGUGAUCACUUGAACCUUGGUGACUUUUCGUUGGAGGGUCGGACCGAAGACGGCAGAGGGAAGUGCUCCUUUGACCCGUCACAAAGCUUCACCACGGUCAUGGUUGAUGGAGACCUGUACUCUGGGACAGCUUACAACUUCCUGGGGAGUGAACCCAUCAUUUCCAGAUAUUCCCAGUCCCACUAUCUUUUGAGGACGGAGUAUUCCACCUCAUGGCUAAACGAGCCGAGUUUCGUGUUUGCCGACGUGAUCAGAGGCGGGAAAAGCAGAGCAGAUGGGGAGGACGACAAAAUCUAUUACUUCUUCACCGAAGUGUCGGUCGAAUACGAAUUCUUUGGCAAGCUGCUCAUCCCCAGGGUGGCUCGCGUCUGUAAGGGGGACCUUGGCGGCGAGCGCACGCUGCAGAAGAAGUGGACGUCUUUCCUGAAGGCGAAGCUGGUGUGCUCCAUGCCGGAGCUCAACUUCGUUUUCAAUGUGGUGCACGACAUUUUCACUCUGAAGGGGGCGGAGUCAAAAGACACCAUUUUCUAUGGAGUCUUCACCUCUCAGUGGGGGAACGUGGGUUUAUCCGCCGUGUGCGCCUAUAACGCCACCGCAGUGGAGGAGGUCUUCUCCAAGGGGAAGUACAUGCAGAAGGCCACCGUGGAACAGUCGCACACCAAGUGGGUGCGAUUCAACGGCCCCACCCCGUCUCCACGCCCCGGAGCAUGCAUUAACAACCUGAUGAGACGGCAGAACAUCAACAGCUCCCUCCACCUGCCUGACAAAACCCUCCAGUUUGUGAGGGAUCACCCCCUGUUAGAGGAUCCCGUCCUGCCCAUCGGCAACAAGCCGCGCCUCAUCACCAAAGACGUCAACUACACCCAGAUCGUGGUGGAACGAGUCGGCGCGCUGGACGGAAACACCUAUGACGUCAUCUUCACUGGAACAGAUAAAGGGAUUCUUCACAAGUCGGUGUUGUUUGAAGGAGAGGUUCACAUUGUUGAGGAGAUGCAGCUGCUGAGGAGCGACGAGCCCAUCAAGAACCUUCUGCUCUCCACUGAGACGCGGUCCCUGUAUGCUGGUUCGGACUCUGGCGUUGUGCAGGCGCCCACCGCUUCCUGCAGCAGGUACACGUCCUGCCACGACUGCGUCCUUGCCCGAGACCCAUACUGUGCCUGGGACCCGAAAACCAACGCCUGCAUCAGUAUCUUUGACGCCCCUGGUCAGCAGCGCAGGAGGCUCGUCCAGAGUCUGAGGGGAGAUGCAGACAGGUGUCCUCCAGUGGCAUCUCCGUCUCAGAAGGACUUCCAGCGAGUGCCGGUGAAGCCGGGGAGCUCCGCCGUGCUGCCGUGUCUCCUGAACUCCAACCUGGCUCAGGUGAUGUGGCGGCUGAACGGCUCCGUCCUCACCGAGGCGUCCCGCUUCCACUUCAUCGGCGAAAACGGGCUCCUCAUUUACAGCGUGGCUCCUGAGGAACAGGGCUACUACGAGUGCUGGAGCGUGGAAUGGGUUCCCGCCGCCGGGAAGAACUUCAGCCGCCUCCUGCAUGGAUACGUACUGACUCUGGAUCUUCCUGUCAGAACCGCGCAGCAACCCAGAAACGGGAGCGGCUCCAUCAGCGGGCCGGAGGGGCGGAGCACAGCCUCAGCCGAAGGUAACGUAAAGGCAGGCAGAACCGCUCUAACUUCAGCCAGCUUCACCACCGCAGCCCUCCUCACCACCACCCCCCAAACUGAUCCAUCACUAACUGCGCCCUCCAGCAGCACCGUCAAGGUUCUGCGUAACCAGCACGUUCUCUCAAACCCCGUCGUUCCCCAUCCGGGCAACCAGGACCCCGAGGCCGAGUAUCUGCAGCACAGCAACGGCAUGGCCUACCUGCUGCUCUUCCUCCUCUUCUUCGUCCUCUUUCUGGCCGCCCUGGUGUACAACUGCUACAUGCAGUACCUCCCCGCCCGCUGCUUGAGGCUGCGAGCCGCUCUUCUGGGCAGCCACAAGAGCGCCCACCAACCAGAGUACAGGGCGUGCGAGGCGGGGCUGAUGGAAACCUCUGUGCAGGAAAAGGUCAACCUGAGCGACCAGCCCACGCAGAACGGCACCCAGAGCCUGCGGGCGCUCCGAGACACGGGCUACGAGACCGAGCCCGAGUGCGGCAACGGCCAGAUCCCCCCUCACAGCUACAGAGCGGACAGCCCCUCCCAGGAGAAACCCUUCGACAUAGACGGCGACUCCCAGUCCAUCAAGUUUGCAGACGCAGACGAAUGCUAGCCAGAGGCUUCCCUCUGCUGUCACUCAUCUGCUGGUGAAGCCAUACAGAUGAACCUGAGUUUAGUCUGGUUUGAGUAACUCAUUCAUGUAAGGAAACCAGCUCAGUCCAGCAAGUAAAGCUACUUCUUACAUUCCAAAUUGGAAACAUUGUUUACCAAAUUGGUAAGUUUCUCUGACGCUUUCCUUAAAACACUCCUACUUAUGUACAGCUUUUUUUUCCUCAUUAAUGCUCAAAGCGUCGCGGUUAUUUCUCAGGGACGAGUUGCUCUGUGUGAACUGGACUGACUUUGAGGAGAAAUGUUGGGCAGCACCUGAGAUGAGGAGGUGCUGCAGCUGAAACAGUCGAAGAAAUGCUGGAAUGUAUCAACCACUGUCUCCAAGUGACACUGAUGUUUUGUUUUUUGUACCUGUGACGUGAACUCCCGGAUGGUUUUGUGAUUUAACCUUCAGGUUAAUAGAUGAAGGAUAAAGCUUGAGCCCUGAAACAUUUUUUUUCUUUUUUUUUGGCACAUCUGCUUUAUUUUAAUACCAUUAACCCUCCACUUGUUUUAUUUAUUGAAGAUUCUUUUUCUCUGCAUGUAGAAUUUCCUCAACUCUCUUCUUCAUCACUUCCUCACAGCCUCCUCCUCUUCUUCUUCUUCUUCCACCAAACUUCACACUCGGGAGGCGGAGGUGAGACUCCUGCCUCCCCUGCUGAAGGACCAGGCCUGGGGCCUUCACGCCCACGAGGCCUUGCUGCUCUUCUGCCUCGCUCUGGGUGAGUGGCGCCUGUGGUUCUGGAACCGGCCCUCACUCCUCUCAAACGCUCGGCUUGGAAGUCUUUACCACUCGGCUCUUUAACGUUUACUCCUGCAUGCUGGUUUUACUGAAACAAAAACUAACGGAGUGAAGGAAAAAAUCUACAAACUUCACUGGAGUUCCUUCUUGAACUGUCCACCUUUCAUUCUGUACAGUUUAAAACAUACUCAAGUCUUUUUAUCAUCCAGAGCUGCCAGUAAAUAGUCAAAAACUGUAUUUUUUUUUUGUUGAAAUUUUUGGCUUGUAAAAAUUUGUAAUUAAAUCUGUAUAUAUGGAAAAUACAUUGUAAAGUUGUACAUAAGUUAAGGGAGCGUCCAGUGGCUCUUGCUAGGAAGGUAAAUAAAGCCUUUAAAAAGUUUUUUUUUCUAAAUGGUUUGUUUUCUUAACUUUUUUAAAUCUUCAGUCUUUUGUGAAGUGUGUCAAGUGAAGCUACGUCAUUGUUUGUCAUGUUUUUGAAUAGAAACAAACCUUUUUGUCAUUGCGCUCUAUUGCAUGUGAGUAAAAACAGUUUAUCUGAA